AUGGUUCAGUCAAAUGAUCCAUUUUGGCAUCAUGUUGAGAAGAUGAAGUGUAUGUAUUGCGGGCGUCAAUUUCCUAACGAUACUUCCAUUUCAAGGAUCAAAUGGCAUUUAUCAGGAGAGAAAGGGCAUGGUGUUGCAAUAUGUGGACAAGUGCCUAAACAAGUUCAAGAAGCAGCUUUUCUAGCUAUGCAUGGUGGCAAAAAAAGACAUAAAAGCAUAGCAAGUUCAAGCAAUGUUAAUGAUAAUGCCAUUUUAACCACUCCACAAGAACAAAACAAUGAAGUCGAAAAUUUGGCAGAAGAUGCAGGAAGGACACAAUCACCAGAUACAAUGGGUCAAGCACUUGAAUUAAGUUGGGUUGAGAUCAAUGAAAUGUUAAUGGAGGAUGAUAUAGAGAAUGGGACUGGAGGAGUAGUGCAGCCUGGUGGAGGAGCUAGCUCUUCUGGAGGGCUUACAGGCAACACAAACGAGACUACAGGAGAUCCAUUACCUACUAGCUCUACAAAGCUAGUGGGUCAAGCAUUUGAAGAGAAUAUGAAUGUGAUAUGGUCUUGGUUACUGGAUGAUGAAGUCUCAACCAUUGGUAUUUAUGGAAUGGGAGGAGUCGGUAAAACGACAAUGCUGCAACGUAUCCAUAAUGAGUUUCUAGAAAGACAAGACAUUUCUCAUUGUGUUUACUGGAUGACUGUGUCUCAAGAUUUCAGUAUUAAAAGAUUGCAAACUCUUAUUGCUAAAUGUCUUAGCUUCAAUCUUUCAAGUGACGAUGAAGAACUGCAUAGAGCUGUCAAAUUAUCGAAAGAGCUAAGGAAGAAACAAAAAUGGAUUCUCAUUUUAGAUGAUUUGUGGAACACUUUUGAGCUACACAAAGUGGGAAUUCCUGUCCCAGUGAAAGGUUGCAAGUUGAUUAUAACAACACGAUCAAAAAGGGUUUGUCAACAAAUGGAUAUCAAACAUAAAAUCAAGGUGAAGCCACUUUCAAAGACAGAAGCUUGGACUUUGUUCAUGGAGAAACUUGGACAUGACAGAGCACUUUCUCCUGGAGUGGAACGAAUAGCAGUAGAUAUUGCAAGAGAAUGUGCUGGUUUGCCUCUAGGAAUUAUAACAAUGGCGAGAACCAUGAGGGAAGUGGUUGACAUAUGUGAGUGGAAGAAUGCAUUGGAGGAAUUGGAAGAAUCAAAAGUUAGAAAAGAUGAUAUGGAACCUGACGUAUUCCACAGAUUGAGAUUUAGUUACAACCAUCUGAGUGAUUCAGCAAUGCAACAAUGUUUCUUGUACUGUGCAUUAUUCCCGAAAGACUUUGAGAUCCCUAGAGAAGAUUUGAUAGCUUAUUUGAUUGACAAUGGAGUGAUAGAAGAGUUGAAUAGCAGGGAGGCAGAAUUUAACAAAGGCCACUCGAUGCUUAAUAAACUUGAAGAUGUCUGCCUAUUGGAAAGUGCUAAGAAAAUGUUCGAUGAUUGUAGAUGUGUCAAGAUGAAUGGCUUGAUUAGGGACAUGGCGAUCCAAAUACAACAAGAGAACUCUCAAGAUUCAUUUUUUGAGAAAUUGCAUGGGCUCAAUGUUCUUGAUCUGUCUUAUACAAAUAUCACAAAACUGCCUGAUUCUGUCUCUGAAUUGGAAGUUAAGGCAUGUACCAUCAUUGAAAAAGCUCUGGGAACUGAAGAGGUUAGAUCUCUCUGGUACUUGGGCACUUGA
This is a messenger RNA of Populus euphratica (Euphrates poplar), 1692 nucleotides long. Its product is annotated as disease resistance protein RPS5-like. The record is from RefSeq and is a predicted model, not a curated record. Gene Ontology annotation, molecular function: ADP binding. The transcript has 3 exons. Lineage: Eukaryota; Viridiplantae; Streptophyta; Magnoliopsida; Malpighiales; Salicaceae. The coding region runs from base 1 to 1692 and encodes 563 amino acids.